Molecule: messenger RNA, 447 nt
Organism: Histoplasma capsulatum G186AR
Lineage: Eukaryota; Fungi; Ascomycota; Eurotiomycetes; Onygenales; Ajellomycetaceae
Exons: 3
Coding region: 1-447 (148 amino acids)
Source: RefSeq, a predicted model, not a curated record
AUGGGAUGGAUUCAAUGGACAUCUUCGCUCUUUGGAACAGUGGAUGUGCUAGACCUCGUUCGGGGCUUCUUUUUGGUUAUGGCUAGCACAAUUCUUCUUGCAAACAGUAUCCCAAUCGUUAGCUCUCGUUUCGUUGCUUAUGGCCCACGAGCCACGUCGUCGGAACCGGCAAAAGCUUCACAGAAUCGGGAGCAAAAUGACCGCACGGUGUCCAAGCUAUUCCCUUCGUCAAGGGUCAUGCAAAUUUUGGACUUGAGAAGGGAAUACCCAAAUAUCCAUGUCACGCAAUCAGAUAGUUCUUUGCUGGACAUUGUUGUUAAUUCAAGGUAUCCGUCGACUGUACGAAUCAAUUUUCAUUACAAAGCCAUCCCAAUCGAAAAUGUGGUUUCUACACUGGAUCAUCGGGCUGUUAUAUUACAUUGCGAUGGGGACGGCUAUUUGGAUUGA